This is a messenger RNA of Eimeria tenella, 3003 nucleotides long. RefSeq lists its product as uncharacterized. Gene Ontology annotation, molecular function: transcription coregulator activity. Gene Ontology annotation, cellular component: nucleus; SWI/SNF complex. The record is from RefSeq and is a predicted model, not a curated record. Lineage: Eukaryota; Apicomplexa; Conoidasida; Eucoccidiorida; Eimeriidae. The coding region runs from base 1 to 3003 and encodes 1000 amino acids. The transcript is spliced from 6 exons. Gene Ontology annotation, biological process: regulation of transcription by RNA polymerase II.
AUGGACCUGCCCGCCGUAGAGCCAAAGGGAAAUGCUGCAGCGCCAGAAGAAAAUGGGACUCGAAGAGCUGGCGGGGGUCGCCGCAUGAGGGUCGCUUCUGUCAUUCCUCCUCCAAAAGACGAGAGCGAGAGUGCGCCGGUGGCGCCUCUGGUGCGGGUAAUCCGCGUGGGCAAGACUAAACCCUUGGUGACAGAAUUGGUGUUUGAAGAUGCUGCUGCUGCUGCUGCUGCUGAUGUUGAUGCUGCAUUUGUGAGGGAGAAAAAGCCAUCCAAGGAUAUGGCUGUGCAGACAAAUGCAGCAGAAAACAAACCAGAAGACACGAAAAAACCAAGCAAAGCUGCUCCGCGCAGCAGCAGCAGCAGCAGCAGCUGCAGCAGCGGCAGCGGCUGCAGCAGAGGCGACGGAAUCUGGGACUCGAGCGCUUCUGUUUCCUCGCAUUCCUUCAGCUCGAGCACAGACUUUUCUGAAGCAGAGCCAGGGUCACCUGCUGCAGCAGCAGCAGAAAGCGGCAGCAGCAGCAGCAGCAGCAGCGAGUCUCCCGACCCGCAGCAGCAAGAAAUAGAUAGCUGGCAGCAAGCCCUUGACAGCUACACCCAAACUUACCACCAGCCCCUUGCUGAUGUGCUGCAGGGGCUGCCGCAGCGCUACCUGCCGCCGCUAGAUCCUGCUGCUGUUGCUGCUGCUGCUGCUGCUGCUGGGGGCGUCGACGUUCUGGACGCCCUGGGGCGCGGCCGCGGCGCAGCAGCGCGGCUGCAGCAGCAGCUAGCAGCAAACCCUUAUUUGUUUCUGCUGCAGGGAGACAGCAGCACGGGGAUGUCAGCAGCAGCAAAUAAGGAAGGAUGCAUUCCUUCUCUGUCGCUGCCUGCCUUGGGAGGCCCCGCAGCAGCAGCAGCAGCAGCAGAUACGGGAGAACUUUUUGCUGCUGAUAAAAUCAUUGAGGCCACCAUGGUGCAGCUAUUUGGGCCAAACUAUAAAAAUUAUAUGACUGGAGAAGAUGCAGCAACACCGGUGCUAGACUUAUCAGACGAUGCUGCUGCUGCUGCUGCUGCUGCUGCUGCAGCAGCAGGGGAUCCAGAGUUUCAGCAGCAGAUGUACUGGACCUACCUCAUGCAGAUGCAGCAGCUGCAGCAACAGCAGCUGCAGCAGGCGCAACAACAGCAGCUGCAGCAAGUGCAGCAACAGCAGCUGCAGCAAAUGCAGCAGCAGCAGCAGCAGCGAGAGAGCAAAGGAGAAGUCAGCGACAGCGCACACUCCUCAGCAGGCUCCUCAGGCAGCAGCAGCAGCGACAGUGAUAACAGCAGCGGCGACAGUGCAAGCAGCAGCAGCAGCAGCAGCAGCAGCAGGUGGCGGAGGCAGCAGCAGCAGCUGCUGCCGGUGCUAGGGACUGUCGGCAGGCGGCAGCAUCUGCCCUUGACGAGGGGCGGCAGCAGAACUCAAAAGGCCCGCUGCAGGGACCCAGCGGACACGUAUUCAUCACUGGAUGAAGAGGACGAGCGUUUGCUGCUGCAGUCGUCUGAUUUGCUGCAUCGGGCUGGCGAAGGAGGCCCUAUGGGCCCCAGCAGCAGCGGCAGCAGCAGCAGCAGCAGCAGCAGGACGCGCAGCAGACGCAGCAGUAGACCCCUCAGGGGCAGGCGGGCCGCCCCCGCCAGACUCUUUGCUGGGAGAUCUGCCAGGCGUUUGUCUGCUUUAGAAGUAAAUAGAAGACUGGGGCUAAGAGCCUUGCCUGCUGCUGCUGCUGCUGCUGCUGCUGAGUACGGGGAUUUCGACGAGGUGCUGCGGCCAGCAGCAACUGCAGCAGAAGCAGCAGCAGCAGAGCAGCAGCUGCGGCGGCGGCGCAACCGGCUGGACCGGCAAAUAGGGAAGCUGCUGCAGUGUGCGCAGCAGGAAGAAGCAGACCAGCAGCAGCAGCAGCAGCAGCAGCCGCAGCAGCAGCAGCAGCAGCGAGUGAAGGCGCAGCUGGCCACUAUGCUGGGAACCCGGAAGGCCCUAGCGCAUGCACUUUCUUUAAAGUCCAAAUUAGCAGCAGCAGAUAAAAUUUUAAAUUUGAAAAGAACUGCUGGUUUCCUGACGGCUCUGCAUCGGGAGAGCCUUUCCCCGCGGACGCUGCAGCAGCUCCAGCAGGAGCUGCAGCAGCAGCAGCAGCAGCAAGAAGGGGGAUUCCCCAAAAGCACUUACGCCCGGGUCCCGAGCCCAUCAGCAGACAUCAGAGACAAUUCUGCAGCAGCAAGUGUCCUUGAGCCCUUGGUGCAUCUUAGCGCAGGCGGGGCCUCAAGGCUAAGGGCUGCCUCACCGAACUUCGGACAUCCAGAGGAGAGCAGCAGCGGCAGCGAAGAGGCAGCAAAAGAGUUCCCAGAGGCAGCAGCAGGAGCAGCAGCAGCAGCAGCAGAGGCAGCAGCAGCAGCGUCACCAGAUACAGUAGCAGAGGCAGCAGCAGCAGCAAUAGCUGAAGAAACAGCAGCAGCUAUUCCAGGAAGCGGCAUCUGGCCGGACCUGCAGCAGCUGUCUCGCAGUUUGGGGAUUUCUCUCCCGGCAGGCACGGGGAAGUCAGCAGCAGCAGCAGCAGCAGCAACAGCAGCAGCAGAAAGCAUUGCUGAGGCGCUGCAGGAGCUGCACAUACCUAAAGCUGCUGCAGCAAAGGCCUUCCCUUGGGAGGAGGAACCGAUCCCAACUUUGCGCCCCCGCAGGAGACUUGAAGAGCUCAGUGCCCAGCAGCAGCAGCAGCAGCAGCAGCAGCAGCAGCAACAGCAGCAGCAGGUAGCCCCCACAGGAAGCACGUUUCCGUGGGAAGAUGAACCGAUCCCAACAGUGAAGGCUGGCCGCGGAACAGCGGCACCUACGGAUCAGAAGCAGCAGCAACAGCAGCAGCAGCAACAGCAGCAGCAGCAGCAAAGACAAACUGCAGCAGCUGCUCAACCCCGCCCAUUCCUCAGGAAAGGCUCUGGACUGGGAGGCGGCCAGUACGAGAAAGCUGCUGCUUACCCCACACGGCAACAACAGCAGUAA